CCUCUUCCCCCCAUGCUUGACGCGCUCCCGCCCGAGCUGCUCGCGGUGGUACUGGCGCACCUUCCCCCACGCACACUUCUGGCAUGUCAACUCGUCGCACGACUAUGGGAUGGUGUGGUUCGGGGAACUCCUGAGCUGGUAUACAGAUUGGAGCUGUGGCGGGACGGACUGCUAGCUGGGACUGGCGGAGGGCGGACACCGGCAGCUUUGUUGGCGGAGCUGCUGCAUCGCAGAAAGGCUUGGCGGGAGCUCACAUGGAAGGAGAGACACGUGGUAUGCAUGGAGAGCCCAGAGCAAUGCCGCGCUUAUGAGCUGGGAGGGGGCGUGUUUUGCCUCCAGGAGACGACUGGCCGUUUCCAAGUCCUACGGCUGGGCAAAAAUGAUGCCGCUCUGGAGACAACCGAGCUGGGCAUACCCAUGACAGGAUUCGAGGACUUCGCAUUCGAUGUUGGCCAGAACCUCCUCGCCGUUUUGGACGUGCCUCCAACUACCGACGUUGGUUCUGUCGUUUUCCGCUCGCUUCUGGAUCCAACCACUCCCCAUGCGGAUGCUCGCCUUGGCAAGAUUUCCUUUCCAUGCCAACGCUCCGACGCGCUGUUUAUGUCAAUGCAAGUGCUCGACGAUCUCGUUACCAUAUAUCUCCACUCCGGCGCGCGCCUGCUCCUAUUCGAAUGGCGCACCGGUGAGUUCGCAGAGCUCAAUUUCGGCAGCAGCCCGGUAUACCGCCCGCUUGAUGGUCUAGAUUGCCAUAUGCUUGGCCCACGUUUGAUGCUGGUGGCUUGUCGCAGGGGCCGCGACGGAGACGAGGAGACAUGGAGUGGAUGUCUCCAAGUACACUCCAUCGACGAAUUCCAGCCCUUAGUGGUGAAGCACGUUGCAACCCUCCAUCUCCCGUUACUCUCCACCGGCAAAUGUCAACUGUCCUCUGCAGCGAUCCUUGUUGGCCCAUAUAUCGCGCAGCCUGCUCCAGGCGCGGCGUUCUACCGUGCAAACGAUCGUAGAAUCGUCACGGUGGUGCUGCGGUACUCGCCGGGCGAGUGGGUGCGCCUUGUCAUGCAUAUUCGCACUAUUCACAGGCUGGUGGACGCGUGGAAGACAGACGGCCAAGUCCAGGAACUUGAUUGGGACGACUGGGGUCCGCGUGAGACGAGAAUGAUCAAGGCUGGGAGCAUGCAAAAUUGGUGGCCACGGCAUAUAAACGGUGAAUGCAUUGCGCUUCCAACACCGGCAGGUCGCGCGAUGCGUCUUCUGGACUUCAACAUCCCUGUGCAUCACAACAAUACCGUGACGCUCCCCGCAGUCAACGACGACCACGAAAUCCCUGAUCCUGGGAAGCUCCUGGACGUCAUAUCCGUGACGGAGCUCCCCGUCGUCGAUCCGCCCACCUUCACCGCUGAAGCCCUACACACAGGCCCCAGUUGGUGCCAGGUUGGUAUCCUGGUUACUGUACCCGGGGAGCAGGGCGGAUACGAUGAAUCGGACUCGCAGUCAGCCGAGGACGAAAGUGACAGUGAGUUGUUUACUAGUGACGACGACCCGCUGCCACGGUCCUAUCCCGCGCCGCCAUCCUCCCCUAAGCCCCGAGACAUCGUCACGGGCCUCUUCAGACAAGCGGUACACACGGAACUGCCGUAUCGCGAAGUCGUCAGGACUCUCCGGCGGCGUUCGAAUGGCGAACGUGAUGACGCAAUCGGUACUAACAGUGAGGAUGAAGACGGGGAAUCGCACUAUGGAUUGUUCAUGCUGGACGAGCAGUGGGUGCUUGCGGCGGAUGUGCAGAACUCACAUCCAGAGGUCGUUGCUCUGAGGAUGGGGUGA
Messenger RNA from Mycena indigotica, 1818 nucleotides. RefSeq names its product F-box domain-containing protein. Gene Ontology annotation, molecular function: protein binding. The transcript has 3 exons. The coding region runs from base 13 to 1818 and encodes 601 amino acids. NCBI's taxonomy places the organism in Eukaryota, Fungi, Basidiomycota, Agaricomycetes, Agaricales, Mycenaceae. The record is from RefSeq and is a predicted model, not a curated record.